UAGACCAUUCUACAUUACGGGUAAGUUCACCGAUACUUGAUCCCGCUUGGCUACAUGAUGAUGCUACACUGCAACGCUGUCAGGCAAUGAAAACGUUUGUAGAGAUGUGCAUUUAUCCCACUUUCAACCCAUGAUGAUUGGACUGACUAGCAUAAGUUUCUCUUUGGAACACCUGCGGUUAUAUCCUUUGACCCAUUACUUACCGUAAACUGCGGGAGUUAAGUUUAGGCGGAAUAGCUUCUAUAUGGGAUCCCGGAUUUUGAUUUUUCGAGAAUUUCGUUGUAAUGGUUAAUUACCUCUUGAUUCCUACUUCCAUUGCCCUCAAUUCAACAUAAGUUUUCCUUUCAUUUGAAAUUUUUACUAGGUUACAUGUCUUUCCCAUAUUCAUUCAUGCCGUGAUCAAUAUAUCAAUCAGGAAAUUCAGGAUGAAGUCUUCCGACCUCCUUCGAUUACCUCUUUUCCUCACUUCAUUAACAUUCCUCUUUCCCUUGACUGCAGCAUUAGGCCAAGAUCCAACGAUUACAACGACGAAGCCGACAAAUGGUACAUCUUCGCCUUUGCAGAUUGCUGGUAAAGGACUCAAUGCGCAGAUAUUGUUAAGUAAAGAGGAGUGGUGGGGUGUCUUGAGAGUAGCGGAGGAUUUGGCUGGAGAUUUGGGAAAGGUUGUAGGGGAAAACCUGACGUUAGCUUAUUGGGAUGGUAACUCCGGGCCAGAUGUUUCGCAGGUGAAUCCUGGUGAUGAUAGAGAUGGCCGACCAAAACUGCCUCAUCAGGGAAGUGGACGGAACAACGGCAAUGGAGAAGGAGGAGUAGUGGGUGAUGUCGCGAAUCCCGGUGGCGAUACUGGACAUAAUGCAACAGUUGACAGUGGUACCGGUGGCCCGAUCGAAGUACUUUAUACUUAUAGAGCACCGACGAAUAACAUUAAUGUAAGUUAAUUUCAAUAAGCUCUUAUGAUAAUUUACGAAGCCUGGUGAAAAUGGAUCUUGCCAUUUCACAUCUCAUUUGAUUCAAAGAUGAGGAAUCUUACACAAAAACAGUACACCGUUGGUCUAGAACAAAACUUUACCGGUCCUACUCUUCACCCAUCCAACCCUUCAUCCACGGUACUGAUUGUUGGAACUCUCACACAAUCUCCACUUAUUACCCAAUUAAUCUCAUCAGGUCUUCUAGAUCCAAAUCCGAUUAGAGGAAAAUGGGAAGCAUUCAUGUCCGUCAUCAUCCAAAAUCCUCUACCCGGUAUUGAUAAAGCAAUGGUCAUCGUAGGGAGUGAUCUCCGAGGUACCAUAUAUGGACUUUAUGAUAUUAGUGAACAAGCAGGUGUUAGUCCUUGGUGGUGGUGGGCGGAUGUGCCGGUGAGAACAAAAGAUGGUGUUUGGGCAAUAAGUCCAAAUGCGACCCAGCAUCAUGAACCAAGAGCACAAGGAGGUUCAGAACCGACAGGUCCACGUGCGAGCGGCAGGAUAAAGAUUUUAAAGAUUCAGGAUACUCCAAGUGUGAGAUAUAGAGGAUUCUUUUUGAAUGAUGAACAACCUGCUUUGACGAAUUGGAUUAAGUGAGUCGUUGUAUUUUCGUAUUCUCUUCUCUGUAUUUUACAGAGAUUGUCGAAGAGCGGGAAGAGAUGGCUGCUAACGAUCCUAGUGCGAAUUAUCCACAAGGAAAAUAUGGACCAGGAUUCAAUCACUAUUUCCACUCUCGUGUCUUUGAACUUCUACUGAGAUUGAGAGCAAAUUAUUUCUGGCCUGCUCAGUGGAAUAGUAUGUUCAAUGUGGAUGAUUAUGCCAAUCAACCAUUGGCAGAUGCUUAUGGAAUUGUGAUGGGAACAAGUCACACAGGUUUGUUCCCUCCAAGUAAUGGCCAUAUCAUAGUACUAAUCUGGAAUAAUUCUAGAACCAAUGACGCGUGCCACUAAAGAAUGGUCUACUUUUGGGAAGCAAUAUGGCGGUAACGGCCAAUGGGAAUACGACACUAAUAAUGCAUCCGUCGAUCCAUUCUUCAAAUACGGCGCUCAGCGUGCCGUUCCUUACAUUGCAAAUACUCUGUUCACGAUGGCAAUGCGUGGAUCUGGUGAUACUGCUCUUUCCUUGACUCAAGCAGAAGCUAUUGCACUUCUGGGUGAUGUGGUAACAAAACAAAGGAAAAUAUUUGGGGAAGUAUUCGAAGGAAGGAAUGUAACUGAGAUUCCGCAAAUGUGGUGUCUGUAUAGUGAGGUCCAAGGUUAUUAUGAGGCGGGGAUGAAGGUCCCAGAAGAUAUUACCUUGUUGUGGGCGGAUGAUAAUUUUGGGAACGUAAGAAGGUUACCAUUGGCUAAUGAGACGAGUAGGACUGGUGGUGCUGGUGAGUAAAUUAUUGGUUGUGUUUGGUUAAGUCAUAGUUGAAGAUGCUGAUGUUGUUGAACAGGUGUUUAUUAUCAUGUGGAUUAUGUUGGGCCACCUCGGGACUAUAAAUGGAUUAAUACUAUUCAGCUUGAGAAGACUGUCGAGCAGGUUAGUAACAUUUCAAAUCCUAUCCUUAGGUGCAAUAGCACAAGCCUAAUGAACCUAUCUAUAACAGAUGCAACUUGCUUCUGCCCGUCAAGCAAAUAGAAUCUGGAUGCUUAACGUUGGUGAUCUUAAACCCCUUGAGAUCCCUAUAAAUCAUUUCAUGGAUCUCGCUUACGACACACCUAAAUGGGGCUAUGAUUCUGUUCCUAAAUGGCUCGAAUUAUGGGCUACGCGAGAGUUUGGCCCUGAAUACGCUUCCAAUAUCUCAAGUAUCAUGGAUACAUAUGGAAUGUUGGCGGCAAGGCGAAAAUACGAGAAUAUUGAUAUGACAGUCUAUUCAGUAAUCAACUACAAUGAAGCAGAUGCUAUCCUCGCCCAAUGGGAACAAUUGGCUCAAGAAGCUCAAGCAAUUUAUGACAAAUUAGGAGAAGAUUGGAAACCAGCUUAUUAUGAGAUGAUUUUGCAACCAGUACUUGGAGGACAAGUUGUUAAUCAAAUACACAUUGGUGCGGGUAAAAAUGCUCAUUAUACGGAACAAAAGAGAAAUGCUGCGAAUGAGAUUUUUCAGCAGGUAUUGGAUGCUUUUAAAAUGGAUCAUAAAUUAACGCAGAGAUAUCAUGAUUUACUUGGUGGGAAGUGGAAUCAUUUCUUGGAUCGUGAGUAUUUUCUUCUUUUGCCAGAGAUCUUUCGUAGCUAUAGACUUACAGAUAAUAGAAACCCAUCUUGGAUACGAUUACUGGCAACAACCAAUGCGCAAUGCUCUUCCUCCCAUGUCAUACGUCCAAGAUCUCGAAACUUCUCUUGCAGGAAAUCUAGGUGUUGGAAUCGAAGGCUCAAAUGCCACAGUAUCCGGAGAUGACAAUUAUCAUACACUUUCAUCGGAAGUACUUACUCUACCUCCCAUGGAUCCAUAUGGACCACAAACACGUUAUGUCGAUAUCUUUGCUCGCGGACUUCUCGGUUGUAGCUGGACUAUUAAUGCUUCUCAACCAUAUGUUCAUUUAUCCCAAACCACAGGUAUAACCGGCGGAUCAAACGGAACUGACACGCGCGUCUACGUAUCCAUCGACUGGCCAUCCGCACCUCCACCUCCAAACAGCACAAUCGUAACCCUUCUCAUAACCUCCUCUUGCGAAGGCGGUCAAUGGGGAAACUACGGACCACCAUCUAUUCUCCUCCCCGUAAACAACACCCUCAUCCCCUCAAACUUCACCAACGGUUUCGUAGAAUCCGACCUCCACAUCUCCAUCGAAGCAGACCACACCUCCUACUCCACAUCCGUAAACGAAAUAUCCUACAUCACACUCCCUGGUCUCGGCCGCACAAACAGCGGCGUAACACUUUCCCCCGUCCUAGCACCCACACAAAAUACAACAAGCGGUCCCUAUCUCUUCUACAAUCUCUACACAUUUACAGCUGUCCCCCUCACAAACAUUACACUUUUUAUCUCUCCAUCAUUAAAUCAAAACGGUAGAGAAAGAACUCUUAAAUACGCGAUCGCAAUUGAUGAUGAAGUUCCGCAGAUAAGACAAUUUGUGCCGAGUAGUGUUAGUACGGCUAUUUUUCCGACGGGUUGGGCUGGUGCGGUUGUAGAUGGUGUUUGGGGACAAAGUAGUGGGAAUACGACGAUGACUAGUCAUGGGGCUUUUAAGGUUGCUGGGGCUCAUAGUUUGAAGAUUUGGGCGAUUGAACCGGGGGUUGUUUUUCAGAAGAGUGAGUUUCUUUUUUUUUGGUUCAUGUAUUCUUCAUUUUCCGGUUGGGAAGGAAGGAAGGAAGGAGAUUGUUAUCAUACUUCUUCUUUUGUUUUUUCUCGUCUCGUCUCGUUUUAUUUCAGAUCAGAGCGAAAGGUAAAAUAAACUUUUACUAACUCUCAACUCAACUCAGUCAUAAUCGAUAUGGGCGGUGUACGUCAAAGUUUUCUUGGACCACCGGAAAGUUUCCGCAUCGGAGGAAGUGAAGAGAUUGGAAAGGGGAAGACGAAUUUUGCGGGAGUGGAUGUGAGGAGGUGGGCUAAGGGUGUUGUUUAGGUUUAGUGAUGUUUUUUUCAAGAUGGAGGGAGGGGCAGGAGAGCAUGAGAGAGGGAGGAGGAAUGGGAAUGGGAAUUGGAAAGAGAAUUGAUGGGUUUUG
Sclerotinia trifoliorum is the source of this 4610-nucleotide messenger RNA. Lineage: Eukaryota; Fungi; Ascomycota; Leotiomycetes; Helotiales; Sclerotiniaceae. The record is from the annotation of a GenBank genome assembly.